Messenger RNA from Dermacentor andersoni, 722 nucleotides. RefSeq lists its product as uncharacterized. NCBI's taxonomy places the organism in Eukaryota, Metazoa, Arthropoda, Arachnida, Ixodida, Ixodidae. The record is from RefSeq and is a predicted model, not a curated record.
GAAAUGCUAACCCGCAGCUUCGCUUUAAGGGCGUCCUGAAGAAAGAGGAGGAAGAAGGAGUGCGAGCAACCAUGCUCCAGCCGCAGCCACUCGACGUCCCGGAGACGGCGCCCCCGAUCGCUGGCCCAGCGUGGACGGAGGCGGACGCCGCGGUCGACGACGUGCGCUCGGCCUCGUCCACCGCUUCCACCUCUCCCCAGGACGAGCAGCCUUGCACGACGCGCGGCUCGCUCACGCACGUCGGGCCGUACCCGCGCUGCCGCCGACGCCGCAGCAAGUCGCCCCGCAAGUCGCCCCGCAAGCCGUCGAGCUCCUUCGCGUCGGCGACCAGCACGGGAGGCGGCUACUCGGGCACCUACGCGGACGACCUGUCGUCCUCGGAGCAGAACAACACCGAGGUGUCCACCGACAGCGAGAGGCUUCAGCGGCUGCUGUUCAGACUUCCUCCGGACCUGAGUGGCUGCCUGCUCCAGUUCUCCAUCGACCUCCAGCACAAGCUGCGCGAGACGGGACUCAAGGGCAACGUUCUGCUCUCCCCUUUCUUCGUGGCCAGCUCGCUCAUCAUGCUGCUGCGGGGAGCCAGCGGGAAUACGUACGCUCAGGUGAGUGCCGCAGCUGCCAGUCCGAGUGCGCAUCCGGGAUUCCUUAUUUCUCUUUCUGCCGUUUCGCAUGGAUCAUUAAACGCAUCUCGCCUGAGGAAUAGGGCAGCGCGUGAGCGCUGA